AUGGAAAAAGAAUGGAGAAGAGGGAAGUGAAAGGGGUUUAGGAGGUUUUUAUGAAGGAAUAGAGGAUGGAGGGUGGAGGGUGGAAGAGAAGGUUUUGAGAGCAAAAGUGAAAGAUAUGAAGGUUUAGAAGAAGAGAUUUGGUGUUUGUAAUAGUUCUAUAAUUUUUAGAAAUUUCCUAACAUCACCUUCUAAACUUCCUCCUUUUCCACAAACAUCUAUCUUCCCAUCCCCCAAUCCCUCUCAUUCACUUCUCUACACCAACUCCACCCACUCAAACCUCCUCGCCCUCCUAAAAUCCUUCAAAACCCAUUCCAAAAAUUCUUUCCCAAUUCUCUAACCUCUACUCAUGAAUUCUUCAAAAAAACUUAAAGCCAAGAUUGAUCAUGUGGUUCGCUCACAAAUUUUAGAAACAGGCUUGGCCAGGAUGUAGAUUAGGAGCAAGUGAAGUAGGGAGAGCAUGGACUUGGGAGUUUAAUUCAGAAGCUUUUGUUGGGGUACUAUUGGAACAAAUGAAGAUAUAAUCUAGGCUUACAGUAAAGGAUUAUUGGUAUGUUUCUUAGACAGGAUAUCCAUGUACAGGAAUCCUGAUAUAUUAUAUUAAGUUUUCAUAAAAUAACUAAAAAUAUUUACAAUAAGGUAUAUGUCAAGAUCUCAAUAUCACAACCUAACA
This is a messenger RNA of Moneuplotes crassus, 670 nucleotides long. Lineage: Eukaryota; Ciliophora; Spirotrichea; Euplotida; Euplotidae. The record is from the annotation of a GenBank genome assembly.